This is a messenger RNA of Monascus purpureus, 1971 nucleotides long. The record is from the annotation of a GenBank genome assembly. NCBI's taxonomy places the organism in Eukaryota, Fungi, Ascomycota, Eurotiomycetes, Eurotiales, Aspergillaceae.
AUGGCUGCAUUGCCCCCUUAUUUAAUUGAUGUCGCCACUGCGCUGGACUCGCAGGGCCGCGUAAAUGUAAUCGGCAUGGUUGUUGAUACAAUGACUGUAUUCCAGUCGAAGAACUCAUCUUAUCUUAUCACUUUCACUAUCAAAGACUGUGAUUUUGGCACGAACGCAUGGCAGGGGCUCAAAGUCAAGUAUUUUCAUCGGAAAAUGGAUUCGCUGCCGGACGUAAAAGAGGGCCAUGUGAUUGUGUUGAGGAAUUUACGGAUUCAACUGUUCAAUAACAGGAAGAUGGGAGUUGCCGGGGACCGGGAAACAGUCUUGUGGGCGAUUUUUCCUCGAGAUCCUGGUUCAUUGCCUAUAUGCGGUCCUACUCCAUUUGAUCCAACGCCUUUGGAAGAGAAAUAUGCAAGAGCGUUACUGAAUCGUGCUGAAAAUGAGGGUUACGACCCCGAGCAACAGCAGCAGCAGCGACAACAACAUCAACAUCAACAACAGCCAUCCCCACUCCCACGCCCCUUCAUCAACCGUGACUAUCCCGACAAAACAUUAGCUGCAACGACUGGACGAGCCUAUACUUUCCCGUUUACCUUAAUAAAAGACAUCAAACCUCGCACUAUGGUGGAGCUCGUGGCCCAGAUAGUUAAUGUAUAUGGAAAUGACGGCAAUAGGUAUAUGAUCUACGUUACUGAUUACACCAGCAAUCCAGCUUUGUUGGGCCAAGGAGAGGGCGAUAGUUGCCCUCGUCUUGGAGAUGAGUACGGCCACUUGGAUGGUUUCAACACGAAAAGGGCCAGUACGAUGGGAGAGAUGACUCUGCCUGUCACACUCUGGGAACGGCAGGCUUCUUAUGCCCGGGAACAUUUUCAAGUGGGUGACAUUGUUAUCUUGAAGCGUGCACAUGUGAAAAAAUCGCAUGUCCGUGGGAACUUAGAAGCCAGCGUGCAUGGUGACAAAAAGUGGCCAGACAAGAUUCAUGUUGACACUGUGAUUCCUGAAGACGAUACCCGUGCUCGCGAAUUGCUAAAGCGAAAGAGAGAGUACUUGAAGCAAGAACGCGCAGAUGGAAAAUCUAGAGACGAGCAAAAUGAGACUUCGAAGAACAAAAGAAGGAAAACCGAACGAGCACGCAAAAAGCAACAAGAAGCAAAACUGGAAGAAGGGCAGAAGCCACUUGCAUCGACAGCCAUUAGGAUACGACAUCAAUUGAAUGAGAAUAUUACAUCCUGGCAACCCGAUGUCCGUUGUCUGCCGCUAGAGGAUAUCUUAUCCAAUGAGUCCCACAACAACGUCUCUCCAGAGAAGAUUGAGUACCGACUUCCCUUCCAGAAUAUAUGCUACCGUUCAUUAGUCCGGGUGGUCGACUUCUUCCCGCCUAAUUUAGAAGACUUCUCUGUGCCAAUAGACCGGGAGUGUGCCGCCCUCUCCGACUCAGAAAGUGACUUAGACGACCUUCACAACUGUGAUAUUACAAUAAACUCUUCCUCCCGUAAUAUUGUCUGGGAAUGGCGGUUCUGUCUUCUCGUCGAGUCUGCCUCUCCAUCUUCGCUAGGUCAGACUAAAGAGCGAAUGAAGCUUUUCGUCUCUGGGCCGGAUGCCGAGCACCUUCUUAAACUAGAUGCAACGAAUCUGCGGCAAUCUUCUAAAGCACUAGCCAGAUUACGAGAGAAACUUUUCAUCCUCUGGGGGGAUCUCGAAGAGCGAAAGAUGACAUCCUCAAAAAUGAAACACAAUAACGGCGACAAUGCAGGCGGCAUGAACUCUGUAGAAACGACUGCAUCUUUGCUCCCCUUCAUCUGCUGUAUCAAAGAGUAUGGUGUUAAAUGCAGCCAUGGAUACAAUGGAGCAGAUACUCAAGCUCAAAACAGUGACAACAACGCUGACCAGAUUGCAAUUUCCAAGGAGAUUGGCUGCAGCCGUCCUGACUGUUUCGGGUGGGAGAGACGAUUCGCCAUGUUUGGAACUGCGAUUAAUUAA